AAAAACCUAUCCAACAGUCCAGCAUCUCAGUGGACUACACACCAUUACCAACCAAAAAGUCUUGUCUCUCUCUCUCUAAAACUAAAACAGUAGUCGUGAAUACAAAGAACAUUUCCUCUCUCUAAAACAGAAUUUCACACACACUCUCUCUCCCCAUCUGUACCUAAAUUCCUACGCCAAUAUUUUCUUCUGGUACUGAGCCAUGGCGGUGUGCGCGACCGACACGGCUCGAGAACUGGCGUGCAGAGACAGCCGAGCGGCGACGAACCUCAAGCUCAUAUCCAUCUUCAUCAUCUUCUUCACAAGCGUCGUGGGAAUAACGUUGCCGGUGAUGCUGGCCCGCCUUUUUCACGGCAAGCCAGUGUACGACAAGGCUAUCCUGAUAAUCAAGUGCUUCGCGGCCGGUGUAAUUCUCUCCACCUCAUUGGUCCACGUCCUUCCCGACGCAUUCGACGCUCUCGCCAACUGCCAGGUGGCGUCACACCAUCCGUGGAAGGACUUCCCGUUCUCCGGCCUCGUCGCGCUGAUCGGAGUACUCGCGGCUCUGUUAGUGGACCUAACGGCGACUUCACACGUGGACAGUCACGGUCACGGUGAGAAGACGAGCGGUACUCAUUACACGCCGAUCACAGAAGAAUUAACAGAGAAUUGUAAUAAAUCGAAAUCGAAAUUGAAAUCGGAGGAGGAGCGAGUGGAAUCGGGCGAGUUGACGACGAGUUUGGAGGGAGACGAGUUGGUGAAGAUGAAGCAGAGAUUGGUGUCACAGGUGUUGGAGAUAGGGAUUAUAUUUCAUUCGGUGAUAAUAGGGGUGACGAUGGGGAUGUCUCAGAAUAAGUGCACCAUAAGGCCGCUUGUUGCUGCACUCUCCUUCCACCAGAUCUUUGAAGGGAUGGGCCUCGGAGGUUGCAUUGCUCAGGCGGGUUUCAGCUUGGGAACAACAGCCUACAUGUGCUUCAUGUUUUCGGUGACCACACCAAUGGGGAUAGUGUUAGGGAUGAUCAUUUUCUCGCUGACAGGCUACGACGACAGCAGCCCAAAUGCCCUAAUUCUGGAAGGGCUUUUGGGGUCCCUAUCUUCAGGUAUACUCAUCUACAUGGCACUCGUCGAUCUCAUAGCUCUCGACUUCUUCCACAACAAGUUGAUGAGCUCUCAAUCAUGGUUGAAGAAGGCAUCGUUCAUUGCCCUUGCUCUUGGCUCUACUUCAAUGUCUAUCCUUGCUCUUUGGGCAUGAAUUUUGUACAAAUUUGCAACACAAAAACUAUGUCAUUGGAAGCAUAGCUUUGAACCCCAUUUGAACUUUCCAUUUAUGUACGUUCAGAAACUAUGUCAUCAUGUUGAAUUUUAUACAUUAGGGACAUUAAUAACAUAAUA
Molecule: messenger RNA, 1371 nt
Organism: Cornus florida
Lineage: Eukaryota; Viridiplantae; Streptophyta; Magnoliopsida; Cornales; Cornaceae
Product: zinc transporter 6, chloroplastic
Exons: 2
Coding region: 203-1231 (342 amino acids)
Biological process (GO): zinc ion transmembrane transport
Cellular component (GO): plasma membrane
Molecular function (GO): zinc ion transmembrane transporter activity
Source: RefSeq, a predicted model, not a curated record